CAAACGAGAAGCGCCCUUCAUGCAGAUCGCAGCGGCGGUUUAGUUACGCGAAGUCGUCGCCGAGUUGUAUGUACAUAUUUAAACACACGUAUGUGCAGAUACUACACAUGUUCUCGAAAUAAUGAUUUAAGGAUAAGCAGCUGUAGCUCCGUGAAACCGUUUGGGCUACAACCUAUUGAGCUUCGUCCUACGGAGGAGAGCUGGAGAAACCCGUUUGCUGGGUUAUUCCAAAAGUACAUAAGAAACGAUGGAUGGAGAUCCAGCAGGUGGCACUAGGAUCAUACAGAAGUUUAAGCCUCAACUCAUAGAUGCUCUGCGUGGAGAUGCAGACUUUGUGCUCCAGCAUUGCCAUUCACUUGGCUUACUGUCCGAGCGAGAGUAUGAGCAUGUCAAAGCCACUGCUGUCCCGUCGGAGAAAGUGCGGGACAUCCUGGAUUACAUGAUGAAAAAAAAUAGCGAAUGUGUCCAGAUCUUCUUGGAUCUCUUAAAGGAGAAUGAGAUGCAAGAGACGUUUCAUAAACUGGGCUUCCUCAAAAAGCUGCCUCAGGGCAGACAAGAGACUGCAGAGAAGAAGACGACAAAAAGACAAGGAAAUCUGCCAGCCGAAGAAGUGCCGCUAAAGCAGCCGCGCAAAACCAGCAGUGGAAUGGUGACGGAGAAGCAGCUGAUGCUGGUGGCUCGCCACAUCGGCAGCAGUUGGAAGGAGGUGGGCAGGGCGGUCCUGGAGAGCUCCUCCACCAGGCUGGAGCAGAUUAUGGAGGAAAACCCCCGAAACCUCAGAGAAUGUGUGUUCACCAUGCUGCGAGACUGGACCAUGCGUGAGAGGGAGAAAGCCACAGCAGACCGCCUUCACUCUCUCCUCACUCAAGAAGAGAAUGCAGUGGUCCCCGGGAGCAUAGACUUCCUGUUGGAAGACAACUGAGCUGCCAUGCCGCUCCCAUAUCAGCUAGAUCAGGAUAGGAGGAGAGUAAGGGUGCUGCGUGGGUUAGUGUACUGGGGUGUAAAUCUUUAGAAAACAAUUCAGUGCCUUCAGUGAACUUAGAUUUCACCAUUUUUCGGUUUGGCUAGGAUUCCUCAGGAAAUUAUUCAGUGCCUCAUAAACUCAGGCUAUGUUCACAUUACAAGCUUCAUUGCUCAAAUCAGAUUUUUUUGCUCAAAUCUGAUCUCUCUGGCAUGAUAGUCUACAGUUGUUUGGGUAAGUGAUUUAAAUCUCAUUAAUGGGAACGAAGGGGGCAGUCAUGGGCUGGAGGUAAGGGAACCAGCCUUGUGACAGGAAGGUUGCUGAUUCAGGCCGUUGCGCAGACAGUAUGUGACUGAAGUGCCCUUGAGCAAGUCACUGAACCUCCAUCUGCUACCAUAGGAUAGGGCUGGCCACCGCUCCGUGCAAGUAUGGUCACUGCCCCUUAGUGUGUGUGCGUUCACUAGUGUGUAUGUGGUAUUUCACUGCACAGAUGGGCCAAAAUACACUGAAGAGCUCUCAGCUUUUCAUUAUUAGAGCGAGACGAAGGCGGAAAAGAGAUGUGGUGAUGUGCUGCUUUUCCGCCGUUUACAGGCUUUAACUUCUGUUCGGCGCUGCUGCCACAGAAAUGCUGAAUGCGCACGUGCAGUGGAAACAAUGCUCAUGAAUUCCGAUCUGAAUGUUGACAUUAAGGGCACAUGACCACCAAUCAUAAACGUAUUGAAUCUAGGACCACAUAUGAAAGUGACUCAGGUCGGAUAUGAAAAGAUCAGAUUUGCGUGUCCACAUAGCCCCGAAAACAUCAGAUCUAAGUUGUGCCACUUCAACCUGGUAAUGAAUGUAACCGUAAAUUUCAUCGGUAUUCAAUUUGAAUAUGAUUCUUUACGAAAUGAUACAGUGCAUUUGUGAAUUUUUUUUCCUUCCUUUAUUUUUUUUAAACCACUAUGUGGGUUUGACUACAGCUCUUUAAGAAGCGAUUAAUUGUAUCAAAAAUUCUCUUUUUUUCAUUAGUAUUCAGUAUGCCUCUUUAGAAAUUGACUCAAUGAAUCAUACACACACAAAAAAAAUCACCACUAUUCAGUUCAAAUUUCUUUCUUUCUUUGGGAGGCGAUUCAGUGCAUUAAAAAGUCUCAAAUCAAAUAAUAAUAAAAUAAAUUCAAAUCAUUUAUAUUCAGUUUAAAGAUGGCUCUUUAGGAAAUGAUUCGGUGCAUUAUGAAAUCAUGAUUUGCCACUAUACGAUUUGAUAAGAUCAUUUUGAUUUAAUUUAGAAUUAUUUUUUUAAAUUUGCAGAACACACAAACAUGAAUGUGACACCAAGACUUCGGUUGUAUGCAGAAGGUUGGGCAUCCCUGGUCAAAUGACUUGUUGAAAUGUUUUGUUGAUUUUCUAAGUGAAAAUAAGUUACAUGUCUUUUUAAUGCGCAACUACUUACUAUUUUAUAUUGUAUGUUUUAUAUUGUUAAAAGCCAAUAAAUAGAAGUAAAAUGUACAAA
Messenger RNA from Pygocentrus nattereri (red-bellied piranha), 2450 nucleotides. RefSeq lists its product as uncharacterized. The record is from RefSeq and is a predicted model, not a curated record. The transcript is spliced from 4 exons. Bases 248 to 922 code for a protein of 224 amino acids. Gene Ontology annotation, molecular function: protein binding. Gene Ontology annotation, biological process: signal transduction; regulation of apoptotic process. Lineage: Eukaryota; Metazoa; Chordata; Actinopteri; Characiformes; Serrasalmidae.